Messenger RNA from Echinococcus granulosus, 1293 nucleotides. RefSeq names its product Zinc finger protein 445. NCBI's taxonomy places the organism in Eukaryota, Metazoa, Platyhelminthes, Cestoda, Cyclophyllidea, Taeniidae. Gene Ontology annotation, molecular function: RNA polymerase II transcription regulatory region sequence-specific DNA binding; DNA-binding transcription factor activity, RNA polymerase II-specific. The transcript has 3 exons. The coding region runs from base 1 to 1293 and encodes 430 amino acids. Gene Ontology annotation, biological process: regulation of transcription by RNA polymerase II. The record is from RefSeq and is a predicted model, not a curated record. Gene Ontology annotation, cellular component: nucleus.
AUGGAUGAAAUGACAAUAGACACAUUUGAAACGGCCUCGCUCAUUCUUCAUAAGGAUACCAUCGACAAAUUUUACGUAUGCAAACAAAAAUAUGCUCAACUCGACUGCGCGGACAAUACAUUUAUGCAAACACUCCUCGAACACUACAUGAAUUGCCAAUCAGAGCCAGAAUCAAGAGGAGUCUCUAAAACUAUCUGCCCUGAAUGCCGAUUUGUCGCCGAGGAUAUGUCCAAGCUCUUUGAACACUUUGAAUCUAAUCACUCUGUCGAAGCAGGCUUCUCCUGUAACUGUGGGCUGACAUUUUGCCGAUUGCCUGCCUUCUUACGGCACUAUAUCGCAUGCCCAUUAGCUUCAUUGGAUACACAAGAUCAAAACAACUCAAAGCAGUCUUCCCCACUCACACCAACUAAAGUUUGUGAUGAAAUGUUUAAACGAUCUGACUCUCCCAAUGCGGUGAACCCGGAAAACAAUGAAAGCACCAGUCCUGAAGCCAGUCUUCAAGAGUCGGUAUCGCAUUACAGCUACUAUAAGCACCCUCCUGUUAUUCCGAUCAAGGGACCCUCUGAUGAUCGACCAUUUGGUUGUCCAAAAUGUCCCAAGGGAUUCAAAAGCAAAUCUCUUCUGGAGCAGCAUAUGCAUUUGCACUAUCCACCGAGAUACAAAUGCCGAUGGUGCUUCAAAGUUUACCGUUGGCCUCCGGUUUAUUAUCAUCACAUGCGCACGUGCAAGAAGAUGCUGCGCUCAGAGGCCGAACCGGAUAAGACAGCAGCAAAUCCCAGUUCCAUCUCCAUUCCUGUCAACGAUAACGCUGUGCUGGAUCUAUCCCGACCCACUAAGUCCGCACAAAUUGCGCCAAAAGAAGAGACCGUGGUGAAGCCCACCGCACCCGCUGAUUUCACUUGCCCCUGUGGAGCCACCUUUUCCGAUGUACAGUUCUACUUCAAGCAUGCUGCAAAGUGCCUUCAAUUGAUCCAUACCUUUGGUCCCCUUGUACCUCCUUCCACUGAAUCCAAUGAGUCGGCUGACUUGGCACCAAUGCCCAAGUCCCGUACUAAGCGCUUUUUGUGCAACAUCUGCGCAAAAGACUUCACAUCAAAACUCUCCCUCAAACAACACGUCGACGGGAAGCAUAGAGCGGAAGGCAAAUAUGUGUGCAAGCUCUGUGGCAAGCGUUACAGAUGGGGCGCCUCCUUCUACUACCACCGACGCACCUGCUCCCUUGCCAAUGGGGUGAACCUUCCCUCUACUGGGGUGCUCUCCCGCCUUCCUCACAUCUCCCAACCCUCUGCCUAG